AUGGCAGACGAGCACACGGCGCUAUUGCCUCCUGGCAAGGACAACGAAGCUGGUCAUAUCAAAGGCCUGCUGCCUCCCAAUUCGGCUGUCGAGGUUAUCUCGCGCAGUGAGACGUGGAUCCUCUUGAGAGCGACGCGGACGAUUGCGAUCACUCAGCUGCUGGAAUGGUCCCUGUACAGUGUCUCUGUCUUCCUCCUCGGCCAUCUCGGCACCAAAUACUUGGCGGCCAGCACAAUCAGUCUGGUCACCUUCAAUGUGCUCGGCAUAUCUUUGAGCGUCGGCUUCAGCGGAGCGCUCGACACGCUAUGUCCUCACUCGUGGGCUUCCCACCCAAAGGAGACAAGUCUACACGCACAGCGGAUGCUCUUCAUGCUGCUUUCACUCGCUAUCGUACAAUGUCUCGUCAUGUCACUGGCAGCAGAGAAAAUCUUCCUCUUCCUCAGGCAAGGUGAAGAAAUCUCCUACCUGGCUGCCAAGUACCUGCGCGUUCAGGGAUUCGCCAUCUUUCCGAUGAUCGUCUUCGAAGUGCUCAGGAAGUACCUUCAGAGCAUGAACCUCAUGCGUGCCCCCGCCAUCGUCAUCGCUUGUAUAGCGCCCAUCAACAUCGUCUUGUCGUACCUUCUCGUCUCUGGACCCGUUGAAGCCUUGCGCAUCGGCUACCUGGGCACUCCCAUAAGCUAUCUUAUCACGAGCAGCCUGUCUGCUGGACUGCUUGCAGCAUACGCCGGCAUGCAUGCGCGCGAGGGCCACACUGGCUUCACAGCCCGCGCCUUGACCAACUUUGGACAGAUGACCAAGCUGGGGCUAGCAAGUCUUGCUCAGACAGUAUCAGAAUGGUGGACUUGGGAAGCCAUCUUCCUCAUGUCAUCGCAAUUAGGCGCGGAUUAUCUGGCCAGCAUGUCGGUCUGCAUCGCUACCGCAACCUUGCUCUACCAACUGCCAAUGUCGCUCAACAUCGCAGCCUCUGUGCGUGUGGGCAAUCUACUCGGCGCAGAGCGACCAGACCUCGCAAAAGUGUCUGCAAAGACAAGUAUGAUCAUCUCCGUCCUCAUUGGCGUUUUCAGCGCCAUCGUCAUCUUCUCUCUGCGGAACCAGUGGGGCAGAGUGUUCGCGAGCGACCCAGAGGUCAUCGAGAUCGUCGCGAACAGUCUGCCUCUCGUCAGCGCUUUCCAAGUCUUCGACUGUCUGGCGGGCGUCACUGCAGGCGUCCUGCGUGGUGCAGGCCUGCCAUGGAUCGGUGCGUGGCUCAACGUCGUCUGUCUGCUCGGAAUCGGGGUACCUUUGGGCGGCGUGCUGUGCUUCACCGCGCACCUCAAGAUUAACGGUCUCUGGCUCGGAGCUUCCGUGGCACUCUUCCUCAGUGCGACUGCUGGCACUAUCAUUGUGAACCGAAUCCGAUGGGAAGACCACGUCAACAUCGUCCAGCGGGAAGGCCUCACCGAACCAGAUGCAUCCGAAUCACAGGCUUGA
Molecule: messenger RNA, 1470 nt
Organism: Mixia osmundae IAM 14324
Lineage: Eukaryota; Fungi; Basidiomycota; Mixiomycetes; Mixiales; Mixiaceae
Exons: 2
Coding region: 1-1470 (489 amino acids)
Biological process (GO): xenobiotic detoxification by transmembrane export across the plasma membrane
Cellular component (GO): membrane
Molecular function (GO): antiporter activity; xenobiotic transmembrane transporter activity
Source: RefSeq, a predicted model, not a curated record